GAAGGACUGUUUUGUGCGCCACUGCACUACAAACUUGACGGACGUACAUGAGGACAGCGCACCGAUAACUUAUCUUAUUGCUGGGCUGGUGGAAAAUUCAUAACACUUUGGAGGUUGAUUUGUGGAUUAUCUGCACCAGACCUCAACAUAGCUGUUUGACGGACCACAAUGGCUGUGUACUCCAGAUACCUGGAUCUCUCCUUGCCUUGACAAUACAGUUUACAAUUAAACGUGAGAAAGACAAACAUCUCAUAAUACUUAGCACCAACCAGGAGUUUCUUUGUUGAACUGUUUCUGUUCUUGUUGAGUAUUAUAUCACUGAGCGACUUCAUCAGACAUCACCAUGCCUAUCCUCAAGCAGCUAACCUCGAACCAGUCCAAGCGUCGCUCCCGAGCCGACCUGACUGCAGAGAUGAUCAGUGCCCCUCUCGGGGACUUCAGACACACCAUGCAUGUAGGUCGUGGUGGCGAUGCCUUUGGGGACACCUCAUUCCUGAGUACCCGGUCUGGGGAGCCCCCUAAAGAACCAGCUCCAGAGGUGCAGCAGAGCUCGCCUGGACCUGUCCCCAAACCAGGCCUGCUGUCCCGAACCUUCAGGAGCAGUAAGCGCUCCCAGUCAGUGAACCGUGGCGAGAAUGCAUUGGAACCCCCUGGUGGCUCGCCAAACUUUGUGAAAAACGCCAUCUCACUGCCCUACCUCAACGACGAUGAUGCGGGCAGGAUGGGCGGUGGUCCCCAGAUGCCCAAGAGCGUCUCCUCCAGCCCUCUGAAGAAGCUGCCCGAGGUCGAAGGAAUCAGAAAACCGGUCAACGGUGCCGCGGCCAUGGACCUGGAGUUCGAUGAGCGGAACUUCGGAGAACUGACUGACCUGCCACCGUCCCAUCUUCGAGGUGGUGGGAUGAAGCAUGCGGAGUCCAUUAUGUCGUUCCACAUCGACUUGGGUCCCUCUAUGCUGGGAGACAUCCUCAGCGUCAUGGAGAAGAAGGGCUGGGUUGAGGACGACCUGGGAUACGAGGAGGGGAAGGGCAGCGAGGGCCGUGGGUCACCCCCCCUCAGACCUCCCACCACGGAGGACAAUGUUGAGGACCAGGUGGAUCUACAGCCGCCAGUCAGGCCCCCACGCAGCACCUAUCCCCAGCAGAAAAUCAUGGCAGACCCCCCCAACACCCCUCCCAGGAACUACCACAGCCACCUGGACAGCUGCUCUUUUUCCUCCUCCGGCUCCGCCGCUCUUGAGGAGAAACCACUCCACCACCUGCAGGAGGGGGACACGGACAGCGCCAAGUACAGCUCUCCGGGGGUUGGGGGGGAGGAUGACAAAGACUUCUCCUUCAUGGACGAGGACGAAGAUGAAAUCAGGGUGUGAAACAAAACAGGGCUGUAACACCACCGACACAGAACGUGAUUUAUAAAGACACCAGAACAUGGUUUGCGAGGACACGGCUGGAGAUGCGUAUUCUUCAUGAGUUUUGAAGCUAGUACAAGCCUGGGAGGGAAGGGUUGGUGCACCUACAUUUUUACAUAUGGAUCUAUCCAGAGAAUCUCUAUGUGCACACCUUAUUCUGCUAUACUUCCUGUAUUAGGAUUCAAUCACUCACCAUCUGUUACUGAGCCUUAUUCACUCCAGUGUGUGUGUGUGUGUUCUACAGUUCACGGAAACAAAAUUCCUGUCCUAUGAGUCCUUUUACUCUAGCCAUUACAGAAUUACACACACACACACACACACACACACACACACACACACACACACACACACACACACACACACACACACACACACACACUAGUUAUUGGUUUGAGGAUUUCCUUUUGUAGAAAUACAAUCUGUCAUUAUGAUGAUCUAAUCCCACAGUUCCAAUAUGUCAUCAGUGUGUUUAUGCUUUAAGGGGGCACAUCUCAAGGAUCUCAACCCUCAUAUCCACUUAUAUCCAACAUGAACAUAUCCCACCCACGCCCCCAUUGUCUUUUCAUCCAGAGGAUUUCCCUUCCCUAACAUUCCUUAUAGCGCAUUAAUAAGGAAGGGAAAGCCAACCACCAACCAGCGAUCUUCACACUGUCACAUUUUUUAAAAGCGGAAGUAUGGAGGUUGACCGAGGUCACUUUUGAUCAAACGGCAGUCCUCCUCGAGAGAGGUGUGAUGCGUUAGGUGGAGGCCGGGUCAUAUGAUGUAAUGGGAUGAACGGUAUGUUUUUCACACAGCUUUGGAGGAAGGAAGAGGGGGAAAAGAAAUGAAGAAGAGAAAAGUAUCCCAGGGUUUAGCUAGCGUAGCCGCAUAGCCUUGGGGCCUUGAAUUAAUUGUGUGUGUUGAGUGAAGUGAGAAUCGUGAGAUGCAGUUAAAAUAUUGGUUUGUUAACGUUCAGAAGUUUUAAGUUUCUAGUUUUUUUUCCUACAUUUAUACAUUGUAUGCACAUACAUACAUAAUUGGUCUUCUACAUAAUUGGUUUGUCUUCUAGCAGGUUCUAAAUGUCACAACUUGGUGGUUCAUUAUUCUAACCAUUAGUCAGCUUUAGUGUCAACUGUUCACUUACAAUGGACCAGUUUUCUAAACAUGCUCUAUACAUGCCCAACACACUCUGAUGUCAUAAAUGAGCCAACAGUUUCAUUUGUUAGUAACUACUUAAUGGAUGUGCCCUGUUUUAAGUCACCAUGUUGAUUAAAGGGAGCUUUGUUAAAGUUAGGGUGGAUUUUGGAGAUCUUUAGUUCAUCCAAGCCUAAGGUACUAUCCAACCCAGUGAGACAAUUUAGGCCUUAGCUUUGGAGUUGUUUGUUAGGCCAUGAGUCCAUGACACUUUGUUAGCUCAGAUCAAUGGACUCAGUAGAAACAUAGAAACACACACAACAACACUGAUCUCAGUCAUAUUUCCCCUGCUAGCACUGCCAAGGUAUAGCAAGAUGGCUCACUCCCUAAAACACUACUGUACAUAAAGAAUCACUUUUUUUUAGUUUUCAUGUACAUUUUUCUCUCUUUUUUUUGGCUUUACUUAUUAUUAAUGGACAAAUGUCAAUUUUGCUAAGAAAAUUUGCCCUUUUUGUUGCCGCUUUCAUGUCCAGUAGCACUUUUAUUGUACAUAUGUUUUAGAAACCGAUUUUAAAAGACAAUUUACAGUAGCAGAGAAAGUGGUUGUGAACAAGUGGUGACUGUACAAUAGUAGACUGUCAUGUCUACAGAUGUAGGAUCUUAAUUUGAGCCAGUUUGCUACAAAUAAUCCUGCAGCAACAGGAAAUGUGAAUUAUUAUGUGAAUUAUAAUUCAUCUACAUUUUUGUAGGGGUUGAUACAUUUUUCAUAAGGGGAAAUCAGGUCUGAAACUUCAGAAGCCUUUAAACCUUGAAUACACUACACGUUUUACAUUUCUUGCAUUGCAGGAAAGUUCUGCAACAGGGUGAUCUAAUUAAGAUACUAAAUCUGUAUGUGGUCAUCUCUUGCCCCACACACACCACAGGCUUGUAGGAUCAGCAGGUUAGGAGCAAGAGGAGAGACGUCUGAAAGGAGGAUAUAAGUAAUAAGAGAACACUAGUGAUAAGUGACUGUUACCCGCCUUUCUCCAUUGCGCCGUGCAGGCCUGGGCUACCGUAGGAGAAGAUUGCAUCAACACCAUCUGGCCUCCCUCCACCCUCUCAUUCAUAAACAUAUUUGGCUUAUUGGUCGGUAACUGACCCAACGACUCAUCCAUUCAUGAGUCACAUGUCUGGGAAAGGAAAGGACAGGUGGACCUGUUUAGUUUCUCCUACAGUUGUGUGCCAAAUGGCACCCUAUUCCCUAUAUAGAGCACUACUUUUGACCAAGGCCCAUGUUGCAAAUAGGGUGUCUUUUGAGAUGCCUGCAGUGUGACUAGGUUCCCCCCUCACUCACAUUCAUUAAUUUGGUCAGAUUAUGAUCUCAUCUGUUAUGGUAAAGCAGGAAGUACCUGCUCAAUCCUUCCUGGAUCCCUGAGUAAUCUAUUGCCUUCAUGCCUGUGAAAGGAAAUUAUAUUUGUGACACUGGGGGAGCACUGUUUUUGUUUCCUGUUAUGGUGUUGGUUGGGCGAGUGAAGGGUGGGGCACAUUAUCCUAUGGUGUUGAAGUGAGGGGAGGGACAAUUCCAGGAUGUGACAUCACUCAGCCGCGUUCAUGCUAUGUAUGUUAGUUUCAUGUGUACAUGUAUGUAUUAAAGAGAUCAGUCGAGUACAUUGAUUAAAAUGACCAGGUGUAAAUGUGCCAAGUAUGUAAUAGUCAUCCUUUUUACAUUUUUUAUGUUUCUUGAUUUUUGAAUGACACAUUUACAGGCUACAGCAGUAUAGGCUACUUACAAUAAGUCUCAGGCCUCUCUCACUGUUCAUUUGUAAAUGGGUCAAAUUUGGGAUUGCUUUGUUAUUUGAAACUCCGUUGCUUGUUCCAUUUGUUGUAGAAUUUGUCCAUGGAAAGUGGGUUGAGCUGCUGUAAUCCCUUACCUGUUCUUACCCAAUAUGGGGAUAUUUUCAUCUAUCAAAACACUCCUUCCUAUUCACCACCAUUUUAUUUGCUGCUGAAGAGAAGUAGAUGAAUACUAAUUGUAUCGUAUAUGAAAAAUGGUAACUAUUGCUAUGUUUCGUUAUAGGCAUUAUGGCAUAGUGACGCUAAUGUAAGAGCCAUCAGAAGGUAAAGUGGCUUUCAACUGCAAGCGGAUUUCAGUGCCCUGGCCUGAUGCCUGUGGUAAAAAGGGGAAAGGAUUGUUCUUUUUCAGUCUCAGCUGUAGAAUGUUACAUAGUUUUUAUGCCAAGUAUGUGCUAUUUUUCUUCUACUUUCUCUCGUUCUACUGUAUAUUAAUAUAUUUACCUCCCUCACUCUUCCUCUUCUGAAAUAACAGCUAUAUUUUUAAAUAAAAAGGGAAAGCUGGUCAUCUUUA
This is a messenger RNA of Salvelinus fontinalis (brook trout), 4862 nucleotides long. It is a transcript of the gene cdc42ep4b, whose product is annotated as CDC42 effector protein (Rho GTPase binding) 4b. The coding region runs from base 344 to 1366 and encodes 340 amino acids. The record is from RefSeq and is a predicted model, not a curated record. The transcript has 2 exons. NCBI's taxonomy places the organism in Eukaryota, Metazoa, Chordata, Actinopteri, Salmoniformes, Salmonidae.